Molecule: messenger RNA, 1401 nt
Organism: Neopsephotus bourkii (Bourke's parrot)
Lineage: Eukaryota; Metazoa; Chordata; Aves; Psittaciformes; Psittacidae
Gene: CEP44
Product: centrosomal protein 44
Exons: 10
Coding region: 53-1276 (407 amino acids)
Cellular component (GO): centrosome; spindle pole
Source: RefSeq, a predicted model, not a curated record
GAGGAGAAUUGCAUUUCUUUCAUAAUCUGAGAGAAGGAUAGUAUUUGAAAUAAUGGCAACAGGAGACCUAAAAGGAAGUAUAAGAAAAAUAGAGCAAGGACUUCGCUUGAUAAAUUAUCCAAGAGAUGUGGAUUAUACAGUGCUAGUAAAAGGUGAUCCAGCUGCAUUUUUACCUAUCAUCAGCUAUUCUUUUACAUCUUUUUCAACUUACAUAGCAGAGCUUUUGGUAAAGUGUGAUGUGGAACUCACAGCAAAGAGUGACUUGCGUUUUAUUGAAGCUAUUUACAAGCUUCUUCGAGAUCAAUUUCAAUAUAAACCAAUUUUAACAAAACAGCAGUUUCUUCAGUUUGGCUUUGUGGAAAGAAAAAUGCAGAUUGUUUGUGACAUUAUCAACUGUGUGGUAAAAAAACAUAAGGAAUUAAGUAACUCGAAUAAGGUUAAAUCUCAAGCAAGGAAAAAACCCAGAUUGUUUAAAUUUGAAAUAAGGUCAAAUUGUGAUAAUGUCAUUACUGAUACUGGUGACCAUGCUCUGAACUCCAAACAGAAGCCUUUAGUGGAACGGCACUCAGGAAAUGAAAUUAGUGGUGACCUUCAUCCAUUACCCCUUCCAGCACAAGGAGGUAAUGAAGAAGAAUUGUGCCUAGAUCAUGAUGUUGUCAAAGUUAAUUGUGAACAAAGGACACACUCUUGUCCAUAUUUUCAGAUCAUAGAAGAUAAUUCUCAGAUUGAAGCCCUGAAGAGUCAGCUUGCUGAUUGCCAGGAAAAGCUUCGUAAACUGGAUUGUAUGGAAGAUAAACUGCAUGUUUUAGAAGAGAAACUGGAAGGAAAGGUGAUCAUAGACGAGAAGGACUGGAAUAACUUGUUGGGUCGAGUUUUGCUUCUUGAAACAGAACUGUUGUUGCAAUCCAAAAAGAGAGAGUUACUUACGGAGUUAAGCAAUGUAAGUCAAGAAGGUUCUUCUGGUAGGAUUCCAGGUUCCCCUGCUUAUUUGAUAGCUGACCUUGCAAUAAGAGAGCAAAAGGCAAAGGUGACCCAAAACCGUUUCUGCAUAGGUACAGAGAGGAAGGAAGAGAUGCCAGAGUGUCUUCAUCAGCUGUCUGGAUACAGUUCACUAUUAUCCACAGACCCAUCUCCCAAAGCUGUGACCAUUAAGUCUCAUGAUCUGACAGGCAUUUCCAAGGAGACAACAAGACAAAGAAUGGAAAGGAUAAGUAAAAUAAUUGAAGAAACCUCAGAAUUGUUGAAAACAUCAAACAAUACCUCUGGGAAGACCUGAAAGCACAGGUCUUCAGACCUGGUCUCUGUGGACUUACGGAUAUCAGACCUAAUAUGUAUGUUUGUACGGCAUUGAAUUUUUAAUAUAUCAAAUUUGUAAUGAUCACCAGUGCUUUAUUUUUUUGA